UGACAGCGGUGCGGGCUGUGGGAGCGGAUCGCGGCGGAGUUCAGCGUCAAAACACAUUUAUAUUUAAAUAUUUCCGCUGAUUUAUUUAGUUUGUUUGCGCUGGUGAAGGCCUCCUGGAAUCCUCAGCGUGGAAUGGUCGGGUCCCUCACGGCGAAGAGGAAUUUUCCGCUCCAGUCGAAGAGAAGUUUUCCGUUAAUUCCGGGCGCGCGGGAUUUCUGAGGUGUCUGGUGAAGUGACCCUGCCAUGCGUGAAUACAAGCUUGUGGUGCUGGGCUCUGGAGGAGUGGGCAAGUCUGCACUAACAGUACAGUUUGUCCAGGGAAUCUUUGUGGAGAAAUAUGACCCCACAAUAGAAGACUCGUACAGAAAGCAAGUCGAAGUGGAUGGGCAGCAGUGCAUGUUGGAGAUCCUAGAUACAGCAGGCACAGAGCAGUUCACAGCAAUGAGGGACCUGUACAUGAAGAAUGGUCAGGGAUUUGCUCUCGUAUACUCUAUCACAGCACAGUCCACCUUCAAUGACCUGCAGGAUCUACGAGAACAGAUCCUACGGGUAAAGGACACUGAAGAUGUGCCGAUGAUCCUGGUUGGUAAUAAGUGUGAUCUGGAGGAUGAGCGAGUUGUGGGGAAGGAGCAGGGUCAGAAUCUGGCCCGCCAGUGGAACAGCUGUGCCUUUUUAGAGUCUUCAGCCAAAUCAAAGAUCAAUGUCCUUGAUAUCUUUUAUGACUUGGUCAGACAGAUAAAUAGAAAAACACCUGUGGAAAAGAAGAAAGCGAAAAAGAAAUCCAACUGUGCGCUUCUGUAGAGUCCCCUCCCUACAGCAGCUCUGAGCUCGGAGAAUGCUAUAUUGAAGAACUCUUGCCCCAUUUGGAAUGUGCCAGCAUUGCCAUCCUCAGUGAGUGGAGCUGUGCCAGCAGACUGACGAACCUGAAGAAGAACAGCAUGCACAAAGGGAACACGAGGAGUCAUUUCGGUUUGAUUCCAGAAAAUCUGAGGAGAAACCUUCAUUUAGCACAGUUUGAGUAGAACUCAUUUUCAGUAUUCCUCAGGAACACUCCAGCAAAAUAUCUUCCAUAAAUCCGACCAGAAGCUCGCAUCAUUUCAUUCCGAGAACCAACGUCGUUUCAGCAACGGGAAACAAUUUAAUUACCCACAAACACCAUCAGACAGUAUAAGAAAUACAUAUGAAGACAAUGUGUGAAUAUUGCAUAUGGCAGGAGGAAGGAUUUGGUACCAUGAACUGAAUUUUACUGAAGAUUAAAAGCUUUUUUCACUUCCACCUGAACUCAUAACGUUGCCAUGGCUUCAUACCCUCUCCAACACAGAUGGGUGGAAAAAAUAGAAGAAAUAAAAGUUUACCAGUGUUUCUUAUUUCAAACAGCAUGACCACAUCUUUUGAUUUAAAUGUAGAUGUUGUAAACGAAGGCAAGUGAAAGUGUCGCCUCUCCGAAUUUCCAUUCUUGAUAUCAACUGUGUGAACGUUUAUAGACUGAGCUAACAUAAGGUGUAUAUAAACACUGUUCUCCGUUUACAUCCAUGGACAUUUUCAACCGGAUCUUGACCCCUAACCUGUGACUAUUUUGUAUUUAGUCACUUGACUUUCGUAGCUCCAUAGCAUAUUCUAAUAAUUCUUUUUUUUUUUUUUUUUUUUGGACAUGUAAACUAUGGGUGUUUUUAUAGUGAUAAAAGACCAAUUACUAGGUCUCUUGAGGUUUAAUUAUAUUGUACUAUAUCUCCUCUAUCGCUUCUCAUGCGUUUCUGUCGAAGGAUGUUCUGGCUUUUAUGGUUGAUUAAAUUUUAGUAUGUUUUCAUUAUAUCCAAUUGUUUGUAUUAACUUUCAUUUAAACUUUAAUCUUGUUCUGUAUGAAAAUUGUUGAGCAAUCACAGUCAUCAAUUUUUAGAACCGGGUGUCGCAAAAUAAUGACGAAAAUAGCAAAAUCCUAUUGUCACUAUUAAAACACCCUGACCUCUGCA
Molecule: messenger RNA, 1970 nt
Organism: Pygocentrus nattereri (red-bellied piranha)
Lineage: Eukaryota; Metazoa; Chordata; Actinopteri; Characiformes; Serrasalmidae
Gene: rap1ab
Product: RAP1A, member of RAS oncogene family b
Exons: 8
Coding region: 244-801 (185 amino acids)
Biological process (GO): cellular response to cAMP; Rap protein signal transduction; negative regulation of synaptic vesicle exocytosis
Cellular component (GO): plasma membrane
Molecular function (GO): GTPase activity; GDP binding; GTP binding
Source: RefSeq, a predicted model, not a curated record